Messenger RNA from Erigeron canadensis, 2200 nucleotides. Its product is annotated as ABC transporter G family member 1-like. The coding region runs from base 57 to 2057 and encodes 666 amino acids. Gene Ontology annotation, molecular function: ABC-type transporter activity; ATP hydrolysis activity; ATP binding. The record is from RefSeq and is a predicted model, not a curated record. Gene Ontology annotation, cellular component: membrane. Lineage: Eukaryota; Viridiplantae; Streptophyta; Magnoliopsida; Asterales; Asteraceae. The transcript is spliced from 7 exons.
GCUAUAUAUAUAUUGGAAAAAAUAUAGUUGACAUUCCUUAAUUUAACGUGUGUAAAAUGGUACAUUCUGCAUUUUCUUUGUCAAUAGCAAUACAGAACCCUCAAGAGGAGCAGAUCAUCACAUCCCCUGCACCAUCAUAUCCUAAAAGAGAAGUUGAGGGUGAAGCCGGUGUGUCGUUAACAUGGAAAGACCUGUCGGUUACGGUCAUGGAUGGAAAACACGGCAGAAGUAGCCGGUCUAUACUUCAGGGAGUAACGGGUUAUGCAAGGCCAGGGGAAAUCCUGGCAAUCAUGGGUCCUUCUGGUUCUGGCAAAUCCACCCUCCUUGAUGCCUUAUCAGGGAGACUCGACUCCAAUGUAAAGCAGAGUGGUGAUAUUUUGAUUAAUGGAUUCAAGAAAAGACUAGCAUAUGGAACAUCGGCUUAUGUAACUCAAGACGAUACACUCAUUACAACACUUACUGUCCGAGAAAGUGUCUACUAUUCUGCACAACUCCAGCUACCAAAUUCCAUGUCAAAGGCCGAAAAAAGGGAGAGAGCUGAAAUGACCAUAAGAGAGAUGGGACUUCAAGAUUCUAUGGACACGAGGAUUGGAGGAGGUUGGGGAGCUAAAGGCCUAAGUGGAGGCCAAAAAAGACGAGUUAGCAUCUGUAUUGAGAUCAUAACUCGUCCUAAGCUUCUGUUCCUUGAUGAACCGACGAGUGGCCUUGAUAGUGCCGCCUCAUACUACGUGAUGAGCAGGAUUGCAAGGCUUGAUCAUCACCAAGGCAGGACCAUCAUUGCAUCCAUACACCAACCUAGCACUGAAGUGUUUGGGCUUUUCCAUAAUCUUUGCCUACUUUCUUCUGGUAAAACAGUUUAUUUCGGGCCCACAAGCUGUGCAAAUGAAUUUUUCGCUUCAAAUGGCUUUCCUUGUCCCACUUUCCAGAAUCCAUCAGAUCACUUUCUAAAAACAAUAAACAAGGAUUUCGAUGAGGAUAUGGAAGGCUCAAACAGAAGGAUAUCUACCGAGGAAGUAAUUAGUACCUUAACAAAUUCAUACGAGUCAUCUGUGGCCAGUGAAGAAGCUAAGAAUAGAGUUGCUGAUAUAUGCAAGAAGGGAGAUGGAACAGUAGAGAUAAAGAAAAACCAUGCUAGUUUUUCAACUCAAUGCUUUGUACUCAGCAGGCGGUCUUUCAUCAAUAUGUACCGAGAUCUUGGCUACUACUGGUUGCGGCUUGCUAUAUAUCUAGCAUUGUCCUUAGGUAUUGGAACACUCUACUAUGAUGUUGGCUCAAGUUCCACUUCCAUUCAGGCUAGAAGUUCCAUGUUGAUGUUUGUGGCCACAUUCUUAACAUUUAUGGCCAUUGGUGGAUUUCCCUCAUUCGUAGAGGAUAUGAAAGUUUUCGAACGUGAAAGAUUAAAUGGGCAUUACUCAGUUGGAGCUUUUGUGAUUGCCAACACGUUAUCGUCAACACCAUUUUUGUUUCUAGUUUCAGUGAUUCCAGCAGUAUUAGCGUAUUACCUUACAGGACUACGUGAAGGCUUUAAUCACUUUGCAUAUUUCACAAUCGUACUUUUUUCAUGUAUGAUGCUAGUUGAGAGCCUAAUGAUGGUUGUGGCAAGUCUUGUACCCAAUUAUUUAAUGGGAAUCAUUAUAGGCGCUGGGAUCCAAGGCAUGAUGAUGUUAGCGGGUGGAUUCUUUCGCUUACCUAAUGAUUUGCCAAAACCAUUCUGGAGAUACCCAAUGUUCUACAUUGCAUUUCAUAGGUAUGCAUUUCAAGGAUUCUACAAGAACGAGUUUAAAGGACAAGUAUACACAUAUAGCGAAGGCGGUGUGAGAGAAAUCGUGUAUGGAGAGGAUGUGUUAAAAGAGAAAUGGCAGGUUGAAAUGGGUUACUCAAAGUGGGUUGAUUUGGUGAUCAUAUUAGGGAUGGUGGUGAUCUAUAGACUUACUUUUUGGCUUAUAAUCAAGAUUGUUGAGAAGGUUAAAUCUCGUAUGAAGGGUUUGACGUUUCUAGUUCUUGCGAAUGAGACCAAGCGAGUGACGGUGAAUCCUCUUGUCACACCUUCCCAUUAAGUAUGUCAUCGUAUUUGUAACACAAAAAAUAGAGUUUCGUGACUUUCUGUGAAAGUAAAUAGAUUUUGUUUCAAAUUGUACUUUUAGGUUGGAUAUAGUAUAUCUAUGUGUCUCUUCGCAAUGGAAACAAUGACAUCAUACAU